Oryzias melastigma (Indian medaka) is the source of this 3211-nucleotide messenger RNA. RefSeq names its product ral guanine nucleotide dissociation stimulator-like 1. Gene Ontology annotation, biological process: Ras protein signal transduction; positive regulation of GTPase activity. Gene Ontology annotation, molecular function: guanyl-nucleotide exchange factor activity. NCBI's taxonomy places the organism in Eukaryota, Metazoa, Chordata, Actinopteri, Beloniformes, Adrianichthyidae. Gene Ontology annotation, cellular component: plasma membrane. The record is from RefSeq and is a predicted model, not a curated record.
GACUUCCAGGAGCCCCCGGACUUCCAGGCCCUGCGGCUGCUCUGCAGCCACCUGCGCAGUCGCCUCUGCUUCAGACGCUUGGCUCAGAAGGCCGACGUCCUGCUCAAGCGGCUGCAGCAACAAGAUUGCAAACAGUCCGAGUGCCAAAACGAGUCUUUGGAAGAGGAAGAAGACAUUUCUGCCAAACGCGACUUCAUGGACUUCUCUGUGAGAGCAGUGGCAGAACAGCUGAGCAGGCUGGACGCCGAGCUGUUCGUCCGGGUCGUUCCCUUCCACUGUCUGGGCUGCAUCUGGUCCCAGCGCGACAAGAAGGAAAACCGAAAGCUGGCGCCGACGGUCCGCGCCACCAUCUCCCAGUUCAACGCCGUCACCAACCGAGUGAUCACCUCGCUCCUCUGCCCGUCCUCCCCCAGCCCCUCCACCUCCUCCCCCGUCUCAUCACCCCGCGCUGCUUCCACCUUCCUGUACCCGACCUCCGCGCCAGGCUCACCUCACUGUCCGCACAGCAGCCCCGCCCACCGAGCACGCAUCAUCGAACGGUGGAUCACCAUCGCACAGGAAUGCAGACAGCUGAAGAACUUCUCUUCUGUGAGGGCCAUCCUGUCCGCUCUGCAGUCCAACGCCAUCUAUCGCCUCAAAAAGACCUGGGCCGCCGUGAGCCGAGAAAGCAUGAGCGUCUUUGAGCAUCUGUGUGAGACCUUCCCCGAUGAGAACUGUGUGCUGACCAGCAGAGAGAUGCUGGAGGAUGGGAGUCACCCCGACAGCUGCGCCGCAGCCGGCAUCAAACCCCCGGAGUCCAGACACACGAGCUUCAGUGGGGGCGUGGUUCCAUACCUGGGCACCCACCUGACUGUCCUCACCAUGCUGGACACGGCGCUGCCCGACGUUCUGGAGGGCGGCCUGAUCAACUUUGAGAAACGGCGGCGGGAGUUUGAGAUUCUGUCCCAGAUCCGGCAGCUUCAGGCGUUCUGCUCUCAGUACAACCUUCCAGUGAAGCGCCAGAUCAGCGUGUGGCUGCAGGCGCCGUCGCUGCUCACCGACCAGGAGAGCUAUGAGCUGUCCCGUGAGCUGGAGCCCCCAGUGGACCCCUGCCCUUCCUCUCCCAGCUCAUGGAGCAGUCGCCUCCUCGCCAAGAAGCUCGCCGUGCUGCGGACGUCCAGCGAGAGCUCGCUCCGGAAGGCUCACGCCGAUCAGAUCAGCGUGUCAUCAUCCGGCUCCAGCAGCUCAGACAUGGAGGACCUUCCCGCUCCUCAUCCCUCCCCCCUCAGACUCAAAUUCAAGUCGCUCUCUGGCUCGCUCCACAACGUCACAGAGGACUUCUCCUCCGUGUCCUCGUCCAGCCUCUCCGGCUCGUCCUGCAGCUCCUCGCAGCCGGACCUCAGCUCCUCCUCCCUGCUGCUCAGCCCGGAGUCUGCACGCCCCCCCCGCAGCUGUCCUCGGCCCGUCUACAACAAGCAGAUCUCAGAUCUGUGCAUCAUCCGGGUCACUGUGGAGAGCGUCAGCAACGGAAACGUCUACAAGAGCAUCCUGCUGUCCAGCCAGGACCACACGCCGCAGGUGAUCCAGAGGGCUCUGGAAAAACACAACAUGGAGGACUUCAGGAGCGGCGACUUCAGCCUCUACCAGAAGCUUAACCACGGCAAAGAGCUCCACAUACCCGACAAGGCCAACGUCUUUUACGCCAUGUGCACCUCUGCCAACUACGACUUUGUGCUGCGUCCGCGCUGGAGGAGCCACAGGAACCACAGGAGGCAUUUCGGGUCAUCUUGCAGUCCUGUGGCUCAGGCCCGGAGCCGCCUCAUCAAAUGAAAGACAGAACGUCUUCUGGAAUCAUCAGCAUCUACAGACUCCACAGACGGAGACUUGCAGGGAGCCGUCAGUGCUGAGGUGCACGUGAGGAGCAGCUCCCCAAGUGGAAACCCAGGAAAUUUGGGGCUGCACAAGCUUCAGUUUCUAGGAAGCUGAAUGAAGCUGGGAGGGGGUGGGGCAGCGGCGGUGGCGUGCUGGCAGACGCCGAUCUCAUGAAAUCUGCCCAAUGCAAAAAUGUUGUCUCAAGGUGCAAAAUAAGUGUUUACUUUUGAUGAAGGUUAAAGAAUUUAAUAUAUCAUUUUUAUAGUGUUUUAAAUUAUUUAUUGCAUUUCAGUAUUGAAUUGUGUUGUUUGGAGCCUGGUCUUUAUUUAGUUUACCGUCAGAAAACUCUUCAGCAAACAGACGCUCCACAUGGAGACAUGCAGAGCAGUUUCUGUGGUUCUGCUGUUCCAUCUUCCAGCGGUCCACAGAACCUCCCCAGAAUCCAAAGGGUGUUGGACCAUGAGCUGAGCAGCCGUUUGACUCGAAGCUCUGUUCCUGUUCUCACACGUGUUUACACAGGACUUUAGAGUUCUGGUCUUUCCCGUUUCCUGUCACAGGAAAACCAAGCACUUUGUCCUUUAAUUCUGUUUCCCUUUUGUGUCGGUCCACUCUUCCAAACGAUGUUGGAAAUCACUUUAAUCCUAAACAUGCAGGCCUGGAAGAAACUAUUAUUUAUUGGUUCAUGUAAGUUCAGUUUGUAUCCGUUUAAAUGAAGAGAGUAGAUUGUAGUCUUAGUAGUCUGAGUUUCUGCACUAAUUUCAGAGCGGGUUAGAUGGCGAGGACCGCCUGCUUUCAUGAUGACGGGGACGCCGCCAGCAUCCCCGUGAAGGAGACUGAAUGUGCUAGCUGUACGUGAAACGAGGCGUCUCAGCAUGUGAAGAUGUGAGAUCCUCCUCAAAACUACCAGAAACCGUUUCCUGUUUGUGUCAAACUUCUCAGAAAGUGGGGUUUUCUCUCAGAGGUCCGGAGGAUCUCGCCCAUGAGGGGGAUUUAGGAAAGGUCACAGAAACGGUUUGUGGUGACGCUCCCAUCGCUGAAGGAUAUCCUGUCAUUUCUAUUCCUCUGAUGUUUCAUUUCUGUAGAUUUUUUAAACAAAAGCACUUACUACUUUAUCUAUUUAAUAUAAGCUAAUCUUCUUUGUACAUUUACAUAUUAUAUACUUGUAUUCCUCGUGACUAACUUAAAAGCAGAAGAUCUAAAGCAAUAUUAUAUUCAUAUACAAGUUUAUUUGUUCAGUGUGUUUAUAAGAAAGUUGUUGAUGAUGAGGUUUGUGUUUGAAAAUGUCCAAAUGUGAUAGUUCUGUCUUUCUAUUUCAUAUAUAUUAAAUUCUUCAAAUAAAGUUUCAAUGGUCUAACUUUAA